Messenger RNA from Pyrenophora tritici-repentis Pt-1C-BFP, 1813 nucleotides. RefSeq names its product Fructose-2,6-bisphosphatase. Gene Ontology annotation, biological process: fructose metabolic process; fructose 2,6-bisphosphate metabolic process. The record is from RefSeq and is a predicted model, not a curated record. Gene Ontology annotation, cellular component: cytosol. NCBI's taxonomy places the organism in Eukaryota, Fungi, Ascomycota, Dothideomycetes, Pleosporales, Pleosporaceae. Gene Ontology annotation, molecular function: fructose-2,6-bisphosphate 2-phosphatase activity; ATP binding; 6-phosphofructo-2-kinase activity.
AUGGACACCCUACUCACCGCAGAGAUAUAUGCGAAUUCUCCGCGCUUCAGGCGGCGGUCUAGUACAUAUGUCGACGCAAUCCACGAUCUACCCACCAAGGAAGAAAUGGCGCCCGCUCAACUCUAUAGCACAGAAUCGGGCCGCCUCUUCCAUUCCGGGCGAAUAGUCAUCGCUACUUGUGGACUGCCUGCUCGAGGCAAAACUCAUACCUCCGUUGCCCUCGCCCGUUACCUUCGGUGGCUGGGUGUCAAGACUCACGUGUUUCAUCUUGGCGACUAUCGUCGCGCUACUCUAGGUCCGGACAAUGACGUGCCGGAGGACUACUUCUUCCUAAAUGCAGCGCCACAAUCUGUCUUGUUGCGCAACAAGAUAUUGAAGAAGUGCCGUGAGGAUAUCUACCACUUUUUGGAGAACGACAAGGGCCAAGUGGCCAUCUACGACGCCGUCAAUGCUAUCAGCCAAGGCCGGCGAUCACUGGCCAAGGAAUUUGCAAAGAACGGCAUCCAGACAGUCUUUAUCGAAUCACACUGCACCGAUGAGCGCAUCAUCCAGGAAAACGUUCGUCGUGUCAAAAUCUCCUCGCCGGACUACCAGGGGUGGAAGGAUGAAGACGCAGUCCACGACUACCUAGCCCGCAUUAAUGCACGGAUACCGCACUUUGAAACCAUGGAAGAGCCCGAUCUGCACUGGAUCAAGAUGAUCAACGCUGGCGAGCGAGUAGUAGUCAACAAUUGCGCAUUUGGAUACCUUUCCCAACGAAUUGUCUUCUACUUGCUCAACCUUCACAUCAAGUCGCGGCAAACUUACUUUGCUCGCGCUGGAACCACACGGGAGGAGGAUUCCUACAAGGCCGAUGCCAAUCUUUCACCAGAAGGGCACGACUAUGCAAAGAAGAUGAGCGAGGUCUUAUUGCAGUACCGCGAGGAAGAGAAGCAGAAGCUUAUUGAAUCUGGAGCAACAGACGCGUCCUUGAAGCCAUUGACUAUCUGGACCUCAACACGUCGGAGAACUGUCCAGACAUCAGAAGUUCUAGCGUCCAUGGGCUACCGAGUCAGGCAACGAUCGCAAAUGAGCCAGAUGAACCCAGGCGUGUGCGAAAAAAUGUCUGAAGCAAAGAUACGCGAGGAAUUCCCAGAUGAAGUCACAAAGCACGAGGCAGAUCCAUACCACCACCGGUACCCACGUGCAGAAUCCUACCACGACCUAGCUGUGCGCAUGGAACCCAUCAUUCUCGAGCUCGAACGCGAAGAGAACGAUCUUCUCAUCAUUGCCCACGAAUCCGUACUCCGUGUGCUGUACGGUUAUCUCAUGGCAUGUAAUGCAGCCGAUAUCCCCAAGCUGCAGUUCCCCCGCGAUGAGAUUAUCGAGAUCAUCCCCUCGUCCUACAACAAUGUAGCCAAACGCAUCAAGAUCCCCAACCUUCCCGAAUCAAUGGUCCCCGGUAGCCCCGAGGACAUCAAGAUACCCGUUGCACCUUCUGGCGCGGUAAGUCCAUUGUCUGGCAUGGGCACUCCUCAGGUCCAAGUAGACUCUGGCGCUGCAACGCCCCGUGAACACGGUAUCCAGCCUUUGAACUUGAAGGCGCAUAUUAAUCCGUCAUCGUGAAUUAGGUGCGUUAUCAGUGCCGCUACGGUGCCACGUUUGACAAUGAGAGGGCUAGUCAAGAAACGGAUUUUGACCCCAUUUGAGGGGCCGGUUAGACGGUGGUGAUCAUAGUUAACUUUCGGCACGGCAUGGAAACACGGGUUUAUGCUUGCGAGGGGCGCAGGGGCGUGAUAGUACUGUAGACAUGACAAAUUACAUCUUGGCUUUA